Trifolium pratense (red clover) is the source of this 611-nucleotide messenger RNA. RefSeq lists its product as uncharacterized. The record is from RefSeq and is a predicted model, not a curated record. The transcript has 2 exons. Lineage: Eukaryota; Viridiplantae; Streptophyta; Magnoliopsida; Fabales; Fabaceae. Bases 108 to 398 code for a protein of 96 amino acids.
UACUUUUCUUCUUGUUCCAAUUUUAACGAUCCAACACUCACUCGUGAAAGGGGCGAACCCUGUUGGAAUAUCAGUUCAGCUCUACACAAAACCCAAGCGACUCCAAAAUGGGUGGUGAAGAAAAUGUAAAGCAUCUCGAAGACUGCUCUGUUUCCAAUGCAUUGGGGACUUGGGUAUUCUCUGUGGCAGGAGCUUUGCUGGCAAUUCCAGUUGGAAUAAAGCGCAAAUCUCUCGCACCACUUGUAUUUUUUGGGACUACCGGUACUAUGCUGGAUAUUAUCAUGGGAAUUACAGCGUGUGAAAGGGAACAUGCAGAGCGACAAAUGAAACUACUUGAAGAAGCUCAAAGUGCUGCUGCUGCUGAAACUUCAUUGCAUGAGACACAUAGUGACUCAUAACUGUUAUAUCUUGAUGUUAUCAAUGUUGACAAAAUUUGUUUGGUCGUAUAAUUGUAACAAACUAAAUGCAGUUUUCUGGCAGCCUGAUCAAAUGUGCUUUCAAUUUAUGUUUGUCGUUGACCUUUAUCCUCCAGCAGUGUAAACAAAAGGUGAAUAACUUGCUAAGACAGGUUUCUUAGUUUAUUUAUUAGUAAAAAGAUUCAUAAAUUUUUA